AACCUGCCAUGCUGUUAGUUGUAGUAAUUCUCUGCAAACCACCCUCUUCACAAAGACGACUUUUAAGUUAAUUUGUUUUAUGUGCACUGAACGUGAACGCAGCAAUAGCACCGACCAGAACCUCUGGCUUUGACUACAUUGACAGCAGCAGGGAGCACGUGUACAGGAAGUGGGUUUAACAACAUGUACAUUUUGAGCUAUCUGAUUAGUUGGCGAAUAAAAGGGGUGUGAUUUUCUAAGGCUGGCUGCAGAUGCGUAUCGACAUAAUCCUGCAAGUGGAUUCAUGAAGGGUGGUGAGCGGGCUGUUGUCGGAGAAAAGGUUCAUUUAUAUUGCAUCUGAAAGGCCAUGGACGUCCGCACCAAGCGGUUGAGCUACGAGCUCCUUGCAGAGGUAGGAGAAGGCUCCUACGGUAAGGUUUAUAAAGCCAGAGAGCUGGGGGAGAAACAGCGCCUCCUGGCGGUGAAGAAAUUCAAGACCGAGGGGAACACUUCUGAGAUCGGGAUCCCUGCCUUCAUGAUUCGCGAGGUGGCCCUGCUGCGUAAAAUGAAGUCCUUCAACCAUCCCAACAUAGUCAUGCUGUUAGAUGCAUCCACUGUCCCAGUGGGCACUGGCCUGGUUCUCACUCUGGUGAUGGAAUACAUCGACCAGGACCUUUCCACCUACAUCUCCAAGGUUCCUGCUUCUGGACUGAGCCGUGACUGUAUUAAGGAUUUGAUGCGGCAGCUGCUUCAAGGAUUGGACUUCUUACACACCAACAUGGUGCUGCACCGUGACCUGAAACCAGAAAACAUCCUGGUCAGCAGCCGCGAAGAACUCAAGAUCGCAGACUUUGGACUGGCACGCAUCUAUACCUAUAAUAUUGCUCUCACUCCAGGUGUGGUGACGCUGUGGUACAGAGCACCAGAGGUGCUGCUGAACUCUGUUUACAUGUCCUCAGUGGACAUGUGGAGCGUUGGCUGCAUCUUUGCUGAGCUCUUCCUCCUAAAACCACUGUUUACGGGGUACACCGAGGUACAACAGCUACAAAAAAUCUUUGAGGUGAUUGGUUUGCCCAGCGAGGAGGACUGGCCAAUGGACAGCCCCAUCCAAUACUCAGUCUGCUGGGGGCCAAAAGGCUUCAGCACCAGGCUGUUGCGCAACCUCAGCCCGGACGACAAUGACCUGCUAUCUCAAUGUUUGGCAUUCAGACCCAGCCGCCGCAUCUCAGCUGCCAAAGCUCUGACUCAUCCUUUUUUCAUGAAACACUGAAGAAAAUGUCCACUCCUGCUUCUCGACUGUUGGCUUUAACAUCAUUUCACCAGCAUCAUGAAGAAUUUUGGUCAGGUUUGAAGAAAAAAUGUUAUAUAUUUAUAAAAAACUUUAUUCCUUACUAGCAGAGCAUUUAAAGGAUUGCUCCAGGACACUUUGAUUUACUUAUUAUCUGGCCAACCUUCAUAUGAACAGUAAAGUAUUGAAGUUCUUUAAAAAUAUCACAUUUUAAUAAUGCUUUGUAAUUUGACAAAACAUAGACCUGCUUUGUUGUUGUUGAGUGUUUUCAUAAAAAAUUGGUUUUGUUGCAGAUGACCAACUACACUACAAACAUAUAAUAUGAGCACCCGUUGUUUAUAGGUUUAUGUGUUUUAAACAAAGCUUUUUUUAUUUCCGGGAUUGUAUAUAAAGUCCUUUUUAUGUUUGUUAUUUAUGGUGUUAUUUCUGUAAUAUUACACCUGUAUUUAUGUUUGUAUCUACAGAAGAUAUUUUUCUACACAAGUUACACUGUUCAUUCGAGAAGCAUUGCUAUAAA
Molecule: messenger RNA, 1784 nt
Organism: Eleginops maclovinus (Patagonian blennie)
Lineage: Eukaryota; Metazoa; Chordata; Actinopteri; Perciformes; Eleginopidae
Gene: cdk21
Product: cyclin-dependent kinase 21
Exons: 8
Coding region: 347-1249 (300 amino acids)
Biological process (GO): G1/S transition of mitotic cell cycle; signal transduction; regulation of gene expression
Cellular component (GO): cyclin-dependent protein kinase holoenzyme complex; nucleus; cytoplasm
Molecular function (GO): cyclin binding; ATP binding; cyclin-dependent protein serine/threonine kinase activity
Source: RefSeq, a predicted model, not a curated record